Syzygium oleosum is the source of this 1670-nucleotide messenger RNA. RefSeq names its product UDP-glycosyltransferase 76F1-like. Gene Ontology annotation, molecular function: UDP-glycosyltransferase activity. The transcript is spliced from 2 exons. The record is from RefSeq and is a predicted model, not a curated record. The coding region runs from base 92 to 1501 and encodes 469 amino acids. Lineage: Eukaryota; Viridiplantae; Streptophyta; Magnoliopsida; Myrtales; Myrtaceae.
CUCAUACUUAUAUUCUAACAUUCCGGUGUACAUCUCAACAAGGAAACCUCCCUCCAUUCACGUUUGAGCUACCCGAGAAACAAAGUCCACGAUGAACCAAAGAAACAACCACCGUUUGGUCCUCUUCCCUCUACCAUUCCAAGGCCACAUGAACCCAAUGCUCCAACUGGGUCGGAUCCUCUACACCCGAGGCUUCUCCAUCACCAUCCUCCACACCAACUUCAACGCCCCGGAUCCGUCCUCCCACCCUCACUUUGCCUUCCGAUCCAUCGCCAACGGCCUCGACCGAUCGGAGGCCUCCACGUUGGACAUCCCUCGGCUCGUCUCGCUCCUCAAUGCCCGGUGCGCGAGCCCCUUCGAGGAAUGCCUGCGGGAAAUGAUGCCGUCUCCGGGUGUUGAUGCGGUGCCUGUUGCGUGCUUGAUAUCGGAUCAGCUGUUCAGCUUCAUGUGCGGUGUAGCCGAGAGGUUGAAGGUCCGUGCGUUGGUGUUGCGGACGGGCGGCGCGGCGUCGCUUUAUGUUUAUACUAUACUUCCGGUUCUCAAGGAAAAAGGAUAUGUUCCAACAGACGGUUCACGAUCCGAAGAGGCGGUGAAGGAGUUUCCGCCGUUACUAGUUCGAGACAUCCCCGUGGUCGAUUCGCAGAAACCUGAGAUGAUGUUCCGAUUAUUUGAUAACCUGGUCAAGGUAGUCAAGAGCUCUACCGGUGUCAUCUUCAACACUUUCGAAGAGCUAGAGCACCCUGCUCUCACGUCGCUCCGGGAAGUUCUGUCGGUCCCAGUUUUUCCCAUCGGUCCGUUCCACAAAUGCUGCGUGACAUCUUCUUCGAGCAGCUUACUAGCAGAGGACAGAAGCUGUAUCUCCUGGCUAGACGAACAGCCACUCAAGUCCGUCAUCUACGUGAGCUUCGGGAGCUCGGCGGCCGUGAGCAACGCAGAAAUCUUGGAGAUUGCACUAGGCCUAGCCGACUCUCAGCAGCCCUUUUUGUUGGUGGUCCGGCCCGGGUCAGUUGGCGAUCCGGAGUGGCCAGAGAAGUCACCGAGCCACUUCCUCAAGGCGCUGGAAGGGAGAGGGAAGAUAGUGAAAUGGGCACCUCAAGUGGAAGUGCUGGCUCAUCCUGCUGUGGGAGCAUUUUGGACCCACAAUGGUUGGAAUUCCACUGUGGAAAGCAUAAGUGAAGGAGUGCCAAUGUUGUGCAUGCCUUGUUUUGCAGAUCAAGGAGUGAAUGCAAGGUAUGUGAGCGAUGUUUGGGGGGUUGGAGUGCACUUGAAUGGUGGGCUUGAGAGAGAGAACAUUGCAAGGGCCAUCAAGAGGGUGUUGGUGGAGAGAGAAGGAGAAGAAACAAGACAGAGGGCAUUGGUUUUGAAGGAGAAGGCAAGCGGGUGCUUGACACCAGGUGGGUCUUCAUACCGAGGGUUAGAUGGAUUAGUCAAUCACAUUUUGAGAUGUGAUUCUGAAGAUAGGUUGUCAGCUCUUGAAGUAAGUGUUAACCUCUGUAACUAGCACAGAUUCAACUGAUGCUUUCUCCUUUUGAUCCCAUUCUUGGAAAGAUGCUCCAUGCACAAUCAAGGAUCACUGCAUAAACCUGUCUUUCGCCAUAAUGUAGUUGAUCUGCUCAUAAUGUUGUUGUACAUAUUGUAUUCUCAACCUACAUCGACCCGUUUUUAAUGCA